UAUUUACGGAACGCGGUGUCGGGUGACUCAUCGCCGACCAGAUUCUCUUCAUUCCGAGAAGCAGCUCAUCCAGACCGACUCGUUAGGACCCACGUUUCUCCCCCACAGCCGGACAAGAUUGAGAUGUUACAUUUUAGGUUCUCCACAGUCCUGAAGGAGUGUUUUCAAGCCACCGUGAAGCGUCCCUUCCCCUGCUGCACCCAGGAGAGCUGGUACCCGGCGCCCCGGCACCACCGCUGUCUCGGUUCUGUCCCCAGUGAUGCUGCUGCCGCCGCCGCGCCGCACCGCACCGCGCCCUGCUCCGCACCGCGCCGCUCCUACUGCGUGAAAACAGAAGGCGAAGCCACCGUGGAGCUGGACGAACACCUGAAGAAGGAUGGAGCCGAAGGAGACAAGAGGAGGAAUCCAGGAAUCCUGCCCAGUUUGGAGGACCUGCUCUUCUACACGGUCGCUGAAGGUCAAGAGAAGAUUCCAGCUCACAAGUUCCUCGCAGCGCUGAAGACCACUGGGCUGUGGACCGGAGACCCCCGCCUGAAGGAGUGCAUGGAGAUGCUGAAGGAGACGCUGAAGAAGACUCCGGACGGCGUGACGCUGGACCGCCACCUGUUCAAGAAGUGUGUCCAGAGCAACAUUGUCCUGCUCACUCAGGCCUUCCGCAAGAAGUUCGUCAUCCCCGACUUCCAGUCCUUCACCUCCCAUAUUGACCAGCUUUAUGAGAAAGCCAAAAACCUCUCUGGAGGGCAGGUAGCAGAUUACAUUCCUCAGCUUGCCAAGUUUAGCCCGGACCUGUGGGCCGUCUCACUGUGCACCGUCGAUGGACAGAGGCACACUGUGGGCGACACUAAGGUCCCUUUCUGCCUGCAGUCCUGUGUGAAGCCUCUGAAGUACGCCGUGGCGGUUCAUGACCACGGCACCGAGUAUGUUCACAGCUUCAUUGGGAAGGAGCCCAGCGGCCUGCGCUUCAACAAACUCUUCCUGAACGAAGACGAUAAGCCCCACAACCCCAUGGUGAACGCCGGAGCCAUCGUUUGCACGUCGCUCAUUCAGCAAACUGCCAGCACCGCAGAGAAAUUUGACUAUGUCAUGACCUUUCUGAAAAAGAUGGCAGGAAAAGAGUAUGUUGGGUUCAGCAACGCCACAUUCCAGUCGGAGCGCGAGACUGGAGACAGAAACUUCGCCAUCGGAUAUUACCUGAAGGAGAAGAAGUGUUUCCCUGAAGGAACCGACAUGACGUCUGUGCUGGACCUUUACUUCCAGCUGUGCGCCAUCGAGGUGACCUCUGAGAGCGGCAGCGUCAUGGCCGCCACGCUGGCCAACGGCGGCAUCUGUCCCAUCACGGGCGAGCGCGUGCUGAGCCCGGAGGCGGUGAGGAACACGCUGAGCCUGAUGCACUCCUGCGGGAUGUACGACUUCUCGGGACAGUUCGCCUUCCACGUCGGACUGCCGUCCAAGUCCGGGGUGGCUGGAGGAAUCCUGCUGGUCGUUCCCAACGUGAUGGGAAUCAUGUGCUGGUCGCCGCCGCUGGACAAACUGGGAAACUCGGUCCGAGGAAUUCAGUUCUGCACGGAUCUGGUUGAACUUUUCAACUUCCACAACUACGACAACCUGAGGCACUUCACCAAGAAGCACGACCCGCGCAGAGAGGGAGGCGACCAGAGGCAGCACAGCUUCGGAUCGAUGGAUUACGAGAGCCUGCAGCAGGAGCUGGCUCUGAAAGCGCCGCUCUGGAAAAAAGUGUCUCCCACGGAGACGGACCAGGACAGCUCCACCACUGUAGUCUAUAGGAUGGACAAAGUCGCCGAGUGACCCCUGACCUCCACCGCCUGCUCCACCCCAUAUUAUAUUUAUAAACCAUGUAGACCACUAUUUAUUGCUUGUGAAGCGGUUGCUAUGGGGACGAGCUGGAAGCUCUUUUUACUGUUUCAUUUGGUUCAUAUUUGCUCUGAAUCUGAGAUCCGACUAUCAGCUUCAUCUCACUCCACAUUCUGCAGAACAGGCCGGGUUUUCUGGGUUUCUCUGUCAACAAGAGGCUCCGCCUCCAAUGGGCGGGGCAAAGAAGCAGCAGCCAAUGAGGACAGUUAUGCAGUUAUGCAGAAACAUUUUAGUUUUAGAUGAUAUUUGCACAAAAAUCUAAGUGUUAUUUGGUGAUGCGUUCUGCAUGGAGGCUCAGUUAUUGUUGGAAAAAGUUUUAAUCUCUGGAAACUGACAGUUUGGAUGAAGAUUUAGGAAAAUAAGGCUCUGAUCUUGUUUAGAAAGUUAGAAAAUUGCUGGAUUUUACAGAAAAGUCAUUUUAAAGCUAUGAAAUUUAUUUAGUUAUGAUAUUUAAGUAAAUUAUCCAUAAAACUUUGAAGUAUUAAUGAUCAGCUGCUGUUAAUAUUUUCCUCCUGCAGUAGAUCCUGAACCUCCAGUCGAUUUCUCUGCUUUUAUUUUCAUUUAAACUCUUAGUUUAAAAGAUCUUUAAAACUAAAUGAUCUUAGUUUUAAUCAUGAACAUUUUAUUGUGAGAUUUGGAUGAGUUGGAUCCACACCGUGGCUGACCAUCAUUUUAGUGAGCAAAAUAUUUUCAAAGAGCUUAAUUUGGUCUCUUUAAGCCAACUGAGCAGCAGUGCACAGCCUCUUUAACUGCUGCAGGCAUUUAGUUUUAUUUUGAGUCGUUACUUUUAAAAACCAACGCUGCAGAGAAACAAAAACAUUUUUGUGGUUUGCACUGAAUUUUAUUUGGUGACAUCAGAGUAAAUUGGGCUGAAUGCAGAUAGAUGCCUGCCACACUUUCCAGAAAGGUAAAACAAUAAUAAUCAUGCAGGUGCAGUUGAUCAAAAAUGUUCCGUUGUCAUUGAGUCGGUGCUGAAACUCUGAUCGCUCCGGGUUUUCCUUUUCGCUCCAGGUUUUCCUUUUCGCUCCAGGUUUUCCUUUUCGCUCCGGGUUUUCCUUUUCGCUCCAGGUUUUCCUUUUCGCUCCAGGUUUUUCGCUCCGGGUUUUCCUUUUCGCUCCGGGUUUUCCUUUUCGCUCCAGGUUUUCCUUUUCGCUCCAGGUUAACUCUGUGUUUUUCUUGGCUGCUUUCUGAAUCCCACAAGUUUACAGAAAAUCUACAGAAGUUUUUCCGCUUUAUAAAUAAUGGCAGAAACGAGGCUUUAAAGUUUCACAGGAAACUCUGCGACAAAGUCCCGGUCCAGUCUGAUCCGGUUCGGGUUUGUUUGAUUUCCUUCCAGUCUUUCAGAGUUUUUCCAGACCCGGGUCUUCUUCAUGCAGGUUGCUUUGGCGUCGUAAAUCAUUCACACAAAAGUCUCAUUUAAAAAGCAGCAUGAACCAAAAAUCAUAUUUUAUUAAAAAAUUAUAAUUGAGAAUCAAAACCUGUUUGAACAUGAAGAUCCUCGGAAAGUCUGACUAAACCUGGUCUGGAUGAAGAGUUCUGCACAAUGCUGUUCUCUUCAUGUCCCAUGAUCCUCCACUAGGGUCAGAGGUCAACUAAAUGAUCAGAAAGGACAACAAGCUGAAAUCUGUUCAUUGUUUCACUUUUCUGUAAAUUAUCAGAAGAUUUGAUUCUUCUUGAUGGCUGUUGGUGUUUUAAUGGCAGCAGCGUUUUAUUCCAUGUUCUGGUUCUGUCUCGGUUCUGGUUCUGUCCCGGUUCUGCAGUGUGCUUUCAGUAUUACUGAUCCGUUCUGUUGCUCUGAGCAGCAGCUGUAUUUUGCUUUCUGGCUUCUUUUGUUGUUGGAUGGAAAGUUGGCUGGUUGCUGUCGCCCCCUGCAGGAACCUAAAGGUGUUGCAGGUGAAAGGCCUGCUGCACCAGUUGGUGCUGGAGCCGUUCAACUGGUUUCAGGAUGGAGUUGAGCUCAGACAGAGAUGCUGCUGGAGCAAAAAAAUCUGAUAUGUGAAAACAUUUAUUAUUUUGUCCCUUUUGUUUUAUUUUUGUCUUUUAUUUCUCUGUAGAUAAAGACUCAAAAGCCUCGACUGCUUUAAGGCGCCUUGGAGACGAUUUGAAGCUAAAUCAGGUUACAGCAGGAUUUCACUGUAAAAGGCAAAACUUUAACCAAAAUGAAGCCCAAAGUUAAAUUGCAGAAUUGUAACUCACAGUAUCAUCGGUGUAGAUUGAAUUUUAAAUCUCUUUAGGAAGGAAGGAACUGGUCUGAGGAUGGAUCCCUGAGGAACUCAGGAAAUCAUCUGUUGACUCAGUUUAUUUGUUUUUAAAGGAAUCAAUUAAAUUCUGCUGACUUUCUGCUUUUCUACUCUGCAUGAUGUGCUCCAUUAAAAUCCUUUGGGGUCAUAAAAAGUUAAAUUUGUAACUUUAAACCUGUUUGUUUUUCUGAAAUGGACUUUUCCCUCCAAUCUGAUUCAUGAACCGUCUCACCGUGUGAGCUUAACGCCGGCGGAGCUUUUGAAUCUGUUACUGAUUGUUCUCAUGAAAAUCAUCGGUUUUGUUUUCUGCUCAUGUCAUUUUGUUUUUUGGGGUUUUUUUAUUCUCAUCUUGCAUGCUGAGUUUUGUACAGACUGUUAGAUGUUUUUAUUUUCUCCAUUCUUAUGUUGAUUCUCAUGCUGAACCUUUUAUUUCUUUAUGAAAUGGUCGCUACAGAUGCAACUUGGAUGAAUAAAGAUCAUUUCUGCUUCUGUCUGACUUGGAACUGUGAGGUUUCUGGACUCAAACCAAAGAUUUUAUGUUUUAAUUGUGAAAAUAAAUAUUAAAUGUAGAAAUGAAACCUUACAUUUCCAAGUCUUUAUGUUUGUGAUUGUGUAUAAAGUCUCCAUGAAUCCAUGAUCUGUCCUGUCAGCUGAUUGGAGCAGACAUGAUGUCUAUGUUUUCAUUUGAUUUUUCUUGUUUUGCCAUUUUUGUCUUGUGUAUUAAAUAAAAUAAAGCUCUUAUCUAUCA
Gambusia affinis (western mosquitofish) is the source of this 4860-nucleotide messenger RNA. It is a transcript of the gene glsb, whose product is annotated as glutaminase b. The transcript is spliced from 15 exons. Gene Ontology annotation, molecular function: protein binding; glutaminase activity. The record is from RefSeq and is a predicted model, not a curated record. Gene Ontology annotation, biological process: L-glutamine catabolic process. Lineage: Eukaryota; Metazoa; Chordata; Actinopteri; Cyprinodontiformes; Poeciliidae. Bases 124 to 1806 code for a protein of 560 amino acids.